AUGAUCGAAUGUGAGGAGUUUGUUCCUCCAGUGCCACCUCCACCAUAUUACCCUCCAGAAUAUACAUGCAGCUCCGAGACGGACGCACAGAGCAUCACCUACAAUGGCUCCAUGGACAGCCCCAUCCCGCUCUACCCCACAGACUUCCCACCCUCCUACGAGAGUGUUAUGGGCCUUCGGGAGGACAGCCAGGCCACUUUGUAUGAUGCCCAGGCCCACCAGAAUUCCAUGCACAGUGCAUCUGACCGGAGGGACUCCACUGGACACAGCGGGAAUGAGGACAGCAGCCCUUCGGAAGAUUCUGUCUUGCUGGAUGUCCAAGGUUCGGUGCGGUCUGUGGACUACGUCUUGUAUCGCUCCAUUCAGCGUAGCCGAGCUGACUACUGUUUGAGCGUGGACUGCGGUCAGUGUGGCCAUCACCAGCACAGCCCCACCCUGAGCCUUCAGGGGCCCUUUGAGGAGGUGUCAGCUCCUCAGAUGAAAGGAGGACGCUCUUUCUCGUGUUCCACACCUAGCUCUUGCCAGGACCCUCCGCCGACUGUGGGAAGUGGCACCACACGUAGCUGUAACAGGCUGGAGAACAUCGGGACGUUGGUUGGACCGUGUUUCCCUGAGCUGCGGGUAAACGGGAAAGUCCCUCGUGCGCGGGAGCUAAGCCGAAGUUCCGGGUGUUCCCUCCACCACUCCUCCCCCUGCCAGACUCCGGACUGCCCCCACCGCCGAUACAGCGAGAACACGCGGCCUAAAGCACUGUGCACCAAUCAGGUGCCGCGAUUCGUAGUCCGUUCACACAGUGACCCCGGGAUCUCCUCCAUUAUCCAGACAGAUUUCGGGGACGUGGACUACAUGAAGGUCCUAGAAGAGGACAACCUCUCCCUCUCCUCCAUAGAUGCAGCAGCUCUGUGUGCCGAGGCGGGCCCCCACAGACACCACCGGCCAACCUCCCCCUUACUUCUGCGCACGGGUUCAGCCGGGAAAGAACCGCUUCCUGGUGACACACAGGACGGUCCAGCGGCUUUCCAGAAGUGGUGCCUUGUCCCUCGGAGACCUGAAGGGCGGGAGGAACACCCGGAUGAUCAUGGCCCGGUUCCUGAACCGAUCCCGGAGGAGCCUAAAGGAGGGCGGAGACAACACAAAGCAGCCCCUGAAGAGUCUGCUGCCCCUGGACCCGGAGCGGUGGCCCCCCAGGACCCCCAUGCAGAGUUGCGGAGACCUCAGCUCCACCUCAUCUCUCCGCCGUCUCCUGUCCGGCGGUCGGCGAGGGAACCGGCGUCCACACAGCCUGAACGAGGCGCCAAAAGAGAGUUCGGUGUG
This is a messenger RNA of Staurois parvus, 1314 nucleotides long. Lineage: Eukaryota; Metazoa; Chordata; Amphibia; Anura; Ranidae. The record is from the annotation of a GenBank genome assembly.